Molecule: messenger RNA, 1971 nt
Organism: Rasamsonia emersonii CBS 393.64
Lineage: Eukaryota; Fungi; Ascomycota; Eurotiomycetes; Eurotiales; Trichocomaceae
Product: FAD binding domain-containing protein
Exons: 6
Coding region: 1-1971 (656 amino acids)
Molecular function (GO): FAD binding
Source: RefSeq, a predicted model, not a curated record
AUGAAGCGGACUUUGUCGCAGGCCCAGCUGGAAAUUAUUAACACGAACAAGGACGCAGACAGCAACAUGGCUCCUGGUGCUGACGACGAAGGCUUCAUGGAUCACGACGCCCAGGUGGCCCAUGGCGGACCCGUCGACGUGACAGUCGUGGGAGCAGGGCCAUCUGGAUUAAUGCUUGCCUGCAAUCUGGUCCGACACGGCAUCAAAACCGUCAUUCUGGACGACCGGCCAGACAGGACGUCGACCGGCAGGGCAGAUGGAAUGCAGCCAAAGACGAUCGAGACCUUCAAACAACUCCGACUCGCAUAUCCGCUGUUAAGGGACGCGGAGAGCACACCAACCAGCCCCCUUCGACGGACAGGCCGACAGAUCCAUUAUCCGGACCAUCUCGUCGGAGCUCUGGAUCCUUAUAUCCUCCUCGCCCAUCAGGGAAUGCUGGAGGAAGUUCUGAUAAAGGACAUCGAAGAGCGCGGUGUCCAGGUCACAAGAAACAGCCCCUUUGUUGAGUGUUCGGCAGCAGCGGAGGCACCGAGCAAUGAGUCCUUGAUUGAUGUCGUCUACGAAGACCGGGCCAACCAGACCACAAAGACCAUUCAAUCAAACUAUCUGAUCGGGUGUGAUGGUGCUCGCUCUAAAGUUCGGGCUUUCAUUCCCGGGGCAAAGCUCAUUGGAGAAGUGACCAAUGCGUCGUGGGGGGUACUAGACGAUCAAGCUGAGAUGAUCUUCUCAGGUGUCAUCGAGACGGAUUUCCCAGAUCUAUGGAGUAAAACGGCAGUGCGCUCCCACGACGGCACCUCGAUUCUGUGGAUCCCUCGAGAACGCAACAUGACCCGUCUGUACGUCGAACUUAGCCCGACAGACGGCGAUCGCAUCGACAAGUCCAUUGCCACGCCGGAUGCUGAUUUCGUAGAGUGGUUUGGGAACUACGUCGUCGGCCAGCGAGUGGCCAACCACUUCGCCGAUCCUGGACUACAUCUUUUUAUUGCGGGAGAUGCCGGCCACUGCCACUCCGCCCUGGCCGCCCAAGGCGCCAACACCAGCAUUCACGACAGCUUCAACCUCGCCUGGAAGCUCAACCUCGUCAUCCGGGAUCUGGCCGUCCCAGAGCUUCUGGCGACCUACGAGGACGAACGACGCAAGAUCGCACAGGACCUGAUCAACUUUGACGCGGAGCACGUCAAGGCGUUUGCGGACGGCGACGAGGCUCUGGCGCGGAAUUUCCACGAGAACAUCCGCUUCAUCGCUGGCGUGGGUGCUGAAUACGCUCCUAAUAUUCUAAACCAGCCACUAUCUUUGCAAGAUGGCUCCGGCUUCACAGGCUCCCUCAAACCAGGCGCCAUCCUCACGCCCCCGACGCAAGUGACGCGCUACAUCGACGCCAACCCAGUCCAUCUGCAGCUGGACAUCCCCAUGCUGAGCCAAUUCCGGAUCUAUAUCUUUGCACCGGACAUCAACGCAUCAAAGGACUUUUUGGACUCGCUCUGCGCGUAUCUGUCGUCGCCGUCGUCGCUGCUGUCGCGCGCUUCGGCCAGGGCAGAGACGUCUUACGCCGCCAAACCUCCUCGUCGAUCUCCUUCGGACGAGUUCACCACCUACCCGGAGCGAUACACGACGGUAUCCAAACUCUUCACCUACGCGCUCGUCACGCGCACAAAGAAACAGGACUUUGAAAUCUCCUCGCUGCCCUCGUCAUCAUCCUCCUCCCCUUCGCCACAUGUCCUCCACCCUCUCCUCCAGGCCAGUCGGUGGACAAUCUACCUCGACGACAUCACAACCCAGCCAAAGAGCUGUACGGAGACAUAUCUCGGUUCUGCUUUCCUGACCGAGGGGAAACGGGUAGCCAUCGUCAAUGUCCGCCCGGACGGGUAUGUCGGGAGCAUGAAUGUCUUUGGUGCGGCUGGCGGUCGCAACGCAGGCGAAGAGGCAGGGAGGUGGGUGGAGGGGUAUUAUGGGAGGUUUUUGAAGGGCUAA